AUGAGACAACAACUAUCUCCCGUCCUGGCGUCACUCGCGAGCGUCUUCAAGAUCCCAAUUGCCCGUUCAUCAGCAUCCUUUGCUUCCUCCCCAUUGAGCUCCUCAUCAUUCUUGCAAGCACCGCUAUCGAGCAGGUUGUGCGGUGAGCUGCGGACUUCAGUGUUUUCGCGACCAUUUUCCGCCGGCCCUGUGCUAUCUGCGCGGAAAGGGAAGAAAGUGAUUGAUAAGCGCGUUACACUCAUCCGCUACUUCCUUUAUCACCCCUUAACACCACGGCCCCUCCGUUUUUCCCGCAACCGCUACCUGCGCCAUUGGACCAUCCACCGUGCCUGGCAACUCUACUGCGCCAAGAAGCGUGAGGCACGCCAGCUCGAGCUCGAACGCCAGUGGAACAGCAUGCGGGAUGCGUGCGAGGAGCUACGAACGGGAGCAGGGGAUGGUGGCAAGUUGUUCCGCAUUUCAAUGAAUAAAAGAGGCGUCUUCACGGACCAGAUACCGAUUGAGUAUGGUAGGAUGCAGACGGAGGGGCCUAGACUUCUGUACUAUCCAUUAUAUUAA
This is a messenger RNA of Histoplasma mississippiense, 558 nucleotides long. RefSeq lists its product with no specific name. NCBI's taxonomy places the organism in Eukaryota, Fungi, Ascomycota, Eurotiomycetes, Onygenales, Ajellomycetaceae. The transcript has 3 exons. Gene Ontology annotation, molecular function: structural constituent of ribosome. Gene Ontology annotation, biological process: mitochondrial translation. The coding region runs from base 1 to 558 and encodes 185 amino acids. The record is from RefSeq and is a predicted model, not a curated record.